This is a messenger RNA of Vicugna pacos (alpaca), 1999 nucleotides long. Its product is annotated as T-lymphocyte surface antigen Ly-9-like. NCBI's taxonomy places the organism in Eukaryota, Metazoa, Chordata, Mammalia, Artiodactyla, Camelidae. Gene Ontology annotation, biological process: T cell activation; plasmacytoid dendritic cell cytokine production. The record is from RefSeq and is a predicted model, not a curated record. Gene Ontology annotation, cellular component: membrane; external side of plasma membrane.
AAACACUUGAAGGCUGACACUGCAUUUGCACAGUCCAUCAGCUGUUGUCAGGCAGGCCAGUCUGCUGGUGAAUAUCAUGGGCCUUUCUCUACCAUGGUCCUUGCUCCUCCUUGGUCUUCUCACUGGACCAGGGGCUUCCGGAGAGGACUCAGCCCCCGUGGUGGUAACUGGGACCCUAGGGGGGUCUGUCAUUCUGCCCCUGCAGCUGCAGGAUGAACAGCAGGUGGAGAGUAUCCUCUGGAUGUGUCGUUCGGUCCCCAGGGCUAUAGCCACGAUAACCCUGGUAGAAGCUGGAGGGCCAGAUGCCUUUUACCAAGCGGAAACGCCAUACUGGGGUCGUUUGAGUGUGGUGGGGCCAGGCCGCUCCCUGCAGAUCAGCGGCCUGACCUGGGAGGACGCAGGGCCCUACCGAGCCCACGUUAAUCUGCGGAAUUCCCGCAUCACCCACACCUGGGAGUACAGCCUGCGCAUCUACGAGCAGCUGGCCCGUCCCCGGGUCACACUGAGUUCCAGGAUCAGUGGGAACGGACACUGUCUCGUCACCCUGACAUGUGUGGCAGAGAGCAGAGGAGGCACUGUGACCUACAGCUGGACACCCCUGGGGCCCCGGACUGUUGUGUCCCAUGGAGGAGCUGUCCUCAGUGUCUCCUUGAGGCCUGGGGACGGUGCUUUGAACUUCACCUGCGUGGUCAAGAACCCCGUCAGUAACAGCACUUCCCUCCCCGUCUCGGUGCCGCCCUCGUGCACAGGGCCAGGAGUCCUGGGAGGGGACAUGGUAGGGGAGAUAGUGAUCGGCAUGCUUGGGAGGUCAGCCGUUCUGCCCCUGGAGGUCCCAGCAGGGCAGGAGGUGGAAAAGGUUACCUGGAUAUCUCGAAGACUUGUUGCAAUUUUGCAGCCAGGACCAGCAGGCAAACCAAUCCUGGCUGCUGGGACUCAGGGGCCCUACAGCAGGCGACUGAGCGUCCCCCGCCAUGACUACUCUCUUCAGAUUAGCCCCCUGCAGCCGCAGGACUCUGGCCCCUACAGAGCCUGGAUGACUCUGCAUACUCCCCCGAUCAACAUCACCAAGGAUUUCACCCUGCGCAUCUAUGAGAGGCUGCAGGAGCCCACUAUCACGGUCAGCUCUCAGACCAUGAAGGAUGGGACCUGCUUCAUCACCCUGGCCUGCUCGCUGGACCAGGCUGGAGAGGAUGUUCAGUACAGCUGGGACCCUCGCGGCCAGGGAGCAGUUGUGUCACAUGGGGGGACCACCCUCAGUGUCUCCUGGAGGUCUGGGGUCAGUGACAGCUAUCGCUGUGCUGCCAAGAACCCCGUCAGCCAGAGCUCCAGCUCCAUCCCUACCAGCUCCCUCUGCUCAGCCUCCUUCCUACCCUGCUCCUUGAGGAAAGAAUUUCUUCUCUUUUUGAUCCUGGGAGCUUGGCAUAUUGAAUAGAUUUGACCUUGACAUGUGGAGAAGCCAAGAAGAGGAAUGUGAAAAGGAGGUCAUCCUGUGAGACACAGAGAUAAGGAAGUCUACACAGAGAUAAAGGAGUGUGACCUGAUACCAGCAUCUCCUGGUGUGAGUGAGUGAGAGAGGGACAUUGUACUGAUGAAGGCAUAAAACUGAUUUCAUUUGCAAAUUGAGUUCAAAACAACCUAGAAACUGCUACGUAUCUUCUGUUUAAAAUAAUCUGUUUGUGCUUUAUUUAAUUGUGUUUUAAAAUGUUCACAAAAAAGAGGGCUUAUUCAUAUAAGAAAAAUUGAAGUCUGAAACAUAAUUAAUAUAUUAUAAUAAAACAAUUAAUAAAAUUAUUAAAUAUUGUGCAUAUAUGUUACCUUUUGCUAACAUUUGAGUGAAUAGGCACCGAGGGCCCAGAUUCAACUCAAAUUUCAUCUCCUGGGAGCAACCUUUUGACCACCUUAUUUAAGUAGAUCUUCCCUGUUAUUCACAGUCAUUGUACCCUGUUUGAUUUUUGUCAAAUUAUCACUAUUUGCAAAUAUAUAUUUAUUUGUUAAUUUA